Daucus carota subsp. sativus is the source of this 2138-nucleotide messenger RNA. Its product is annotated as ethylene-responsive transcription factor ERF118. Lineage: Eukaryota; Viridiplantae; Streptophyta; Magnoliopsida; Apiales; Apiaceae. The transcript has 2 exons. Bases 785 to 1807 code for a protein of 340 amino acids. Gene Ontology annotation, biological process: regulation of DNA-templated transcription. The record is from RefSeq and is a predicted model, not a curated record. Gene Ontology annotation, molecular function: DNA binding; DNA-binding transcription factor activity.
AAACAAACACCAACCAAAAAACCUCAGCGGACGCUUGCCAGUUAAGACAACGUAGGUACACUGUAGAUUUCAUUCUUUACUGUUUCUCAUCUUUCAAUUGUAUCACUCUUUCCAUAUGACCAUCCACUAUACUAUAUAGACACACAUACACAGAGAUGCAUCCCCCAGAGUCAUUCUAGACUGCUGUGGCAACACAAGUCACUGUUGCAAAACCAAUCCUUAACCUCUCAAUCUUUGUCAUAUUCUAGCAUACUCUUAUAAUCCUGUCCAUUUAUUCCUCAUCUUGUCACUUAUAUACUAUACCCCUUUCAAGGGUUUAAAGUUUCACUUAUCCCUUUUAUCUUGGGUUUCUUUAGUUCUUGACUACUUUCCCUUUUUAGAAACUCUGCUAAGAGGGUUUUGUGGUUAGGGGGUUUAGUUGAGAUUUAUGUCUGCAGGGCUUGAGGUGGUUGCAGUUUCAGCUUUCUUUGGUUUCUUGGUUUCAUUUGGUGCUGGUUUUGCUGGUUUGGUGAGCUGCUGUCGUCAUCCUUUCGUCACGGUUUCGAUGCGUUUGAGGCCUAAGAGGACUUGUUCUGGAGUAGAGUGUUUUGGGGGUUUUGUAAUAAUGAAAUAUUUCUAUCUUUUCUUGUUCUUAAGAGGGCCUUUUACUUGAUCCGGUGUUGAAUUUGGGAAGCAGAUAGUGUUAUUUUACAGUUAUAGUUCGUUUUGUUUUGUUUCGAGCAAUUACAUAUUACUGGCAUCUUUUGAGGGGUUUUGGAGUGAGGGUUUUUGGAGUAAGGGAAGAAUGCCUGAGUUUAAUAGAGAAAUGCAACCUUAUCAGGAAAGCUUUGAUAAGAAAUUCAGGAAACAGCCAGAUUCUACCAAGGAAUCAUCAAGAAUUAUGAGAAAAAUACGAAUAAUCUGUAAUGAUCCUGAUAUGACUGACUCAUCGGAUGAUGAGAGGAGCAACAAUGUGAAGAAGAGUGAGCCUUAUGGCCCAAAGCGUAUUGUGAGAGAGAUUAGGCUCCCGAUUGAUGGUUCUGGUAAGCCAUUAAACUCGUCGGCAACAGAAAGUUCUUGUCAAGAUAACAACAGUAAGAAUACCAAGAAGAAAAGGGUGAUGGCAAAAGCUCCUUCUCAACCCCAACGUUCUUACACAACAUACAGAGGGGUUCGACAGCGUAAAUGGGGUAAAUGGGCUGCUGAAAUCCGUGAUCCUUGUCAGAGAAAGAGGAUUUGGUUGGGUACUUAUGAUACUGCAGAAGCAGCUUCCAGGGCUUAUGAGUUAAAAAAGCUGGAGUUUGAAGCGUUGGUUGUACCUCCUUUCUCUGGGAAUAGUUCUAAAAAUUUAACUGCUUUAGACCAGCAUCUAAUUCAGCCUGCUCGUUCUGAAGAAUCUUGGAGUAUAGUUACUCCAACAUCCUCAUCUUCAGUACUCAAAUCUAGGUCAUCAGCUAAAGAAUUUGUUUGUGUCGAUAAGCAUACAGCUGUUGAGGAGGGCGAGACAUUAACACUGGCUGAGAUUGGGAAAAGUCUAGACUUAGGUUUUGAGCUUGGUCCUGAAAUAGGGAAUGGACAGGACGGUGAAAUGAAGCUCAGUUCUGAGACUGGAGAAGAACUGGGCAUGGGAAUGGAGCUCGAUUAUCUCUUCUUGGAUGAUUUUGCCAAACCGCUUGAUGAGUUUGGAAGUCUUGAGGAUCUCCAAAUCUUUGGGCUUGAUAAUACUGAACUCAGUGGUUUGCCUGACUGGGAUUUUAAUGAACUUGACGGUGAAGAACUUACUUGGAAGAAUGAAUCAAGAAUUGAGGAACGCACUCUGAUCGUCUGAUUAUGAAAAACAACCCUCCAACAUAGCAUGCCUAUAAAUUUUGCAGCUAAUAGGAAUGAGUUUUAGUACAAGUAAUUACGCAUCUAUAGUUCUAGCGAGUGUUUAUCAGGAACUUUUAAGAUAAAUGUUCCCGAAGGAAUAGUUUUGUACGUUGAGUGUUUUUUUCUGUCUUAUAUGUUAAAUGCCUGCCCUUAAAUAGUUUGAGGAAAGAUGUCCUUAAGGUUGCCGAUGUAGACCUAUAGCAAGGGUUUAACAGACUUGUAACACAGUGCUCUCUUGCACACCUAUCUUUCUAUUUCCGCUAUGAAAUGAAAUUUUAUAUUGCGAGUAA